Linum trigynum is the source of this 1665-nucleotide messenger RNA. Lineage: Eukaryota; Viridiplantae; Streptophyta; Magnoliopsida; Malpighiales; Linaceae. The record is from the annotation of a GenBank genome assembly.
CACCUUUGAGCAGUUCAUGGAGAAGGCCUCGGGUCAACUCCUGGCUCUGGAAGCUGGUCAGAGGAAUACACAGGCUGUUUUGCAGGAUAUGCAGACCCAGCUGGGGAGCGUGGCCCAGGCAGUGGCUCAAAGGGCUCCUGAUACUCUACCAGGGCAGACCAUCCCUCACCCGCCGACCCCGAAUGAGCGCUGCAAUGCCAUCAUGACCAGGAGUGGCAAGAUGACUGUUGAUCCCCCUGCUCGGGAACCGGAGAAAGAAAGCCCUGUCUUAGCGGCUCCAGCGGUUGAACAGGAAGUAGAGAAGGAAGUUGAGGUGCCUGCACCUAAACCGCAACCAGUAGUGAAGGAGUAUGUCCCUAAACUCCCUUUCCCUACUCGGUUGCACAAAGACAGGCUGGAGGCAGAGUUCGAGAACUUCAUGGCCAUGCUUAAGAAGCUGAAUGUCCAAGUGCCCUUCCUGGAGGCACUAUCGCAAAUGCCAAAGUAUGCGAAGUUUCUGAAAGAGCUUCUCUCAAAGAAGCAGAAGCUGAGUGAGCUGGCCACGGUAGAGCUCAGCGAGGAAUGCUCGGCUAUUCUGCAAAACAAGCUUCCGCAGAAGAAGAAGGACCCAGGUAGUUUUACUAUCCCGUGCUCUAUUGAUAAAUUGCAUGUAGAGAAGUCCUUGGCGGAUUUAGUUGCUAGUAUCAAUGUUAUUCCAUAUAAAUUGUUCAUGAAACUAGGCCUAGGUGAACCCCGUGCUACUAGGAUGACCCUUCAAUUAGCUGACAGAUCUGUAGUGCAUCCUAGGGGUAUAGUGGAAGACCUUCUGGUUAAGGUUGGCAAAUUCACAUAUCCCGUGGAUUUUGUUAUCUUGGACAUCAGUGAGGACACAGAAGUGCCUCUUAUACUGGGAAGGCCUUUCCUGGCCACCGCCAAGGCUCUCAUAGAUGUGCAUGAUGGGACCUUAGUUUUGAGGGAUGGCGAGGAGCGAAUAACGUUUUCCGUUGCUGAUACUAUACCUGCUUCGUCACCUCUGCAUGCUGUAUCUCACCAGGAGCACGAGUCUGUCGUGUAUCCUUCUGUGCUGCCCAUUUUGCAGGAACCGCCUCCCACACCUUCGCCGCCACUCCGGACCACUCCGUCACCCAAAGAACAGAUCAAGGAGGAGUGGCGGCCGAAACUGCAGGCAGCUAAGCCUGCUCGAAAGAAAGCUGGAGACCACUAUGACCUGGUCCUGCCCCCUCCUUGGCCAUCCGAGUAUUCACUCGCUUGCAUCCUACCGGAUGGCCAAGUCGAGCUGGCGAAUGCAGGUGGCCACAUUCAUCGCGUGCAUGGCCACCAUUUGAAGCUGUACCUCAAGAGCGAUGUGGAUCCGCUCUUGAAGGCACCUGAUCCUACACUUCCCUGAGCAUCCAUACUGGCGUCCAGCUAAAAGACGGUAAAGAAGCGCUUGUGGGGAGGCAACCCCACUGAGGUUUGCAUUUUCUUACUCUUUUUCCUUUGAUUUUGUGUGUUUUUGAGUCUUGAGACGUUGAUCCAGAGUCCAGUGUCGUUUUUGAGUGAAAACAUGUUGAUUUCGGGACUCCAACAAGUCGCACGGCCAGGACCACAACUUGCACGGCCGUGCGGGCUCCCCCCUUGGCCGUGCGAGCUCUCGGCCAAAAGCGCACGGCCAAAAGCGCUUAU